CAAAUCAUCACUGGCCCGAUUUUUGUUCUGUCCGAAUUCGCUUUUGGCAUUCAGAGUUCGCGCGUACAAUUGUUAGCAAUAGCGGCACCACUGCGCGUGUUGAAGAAUCGAAAAAACAGUUAAAAUAAAACAAUACUUGAAAACAAUAUUCAUUUGUUAGAAAACUCGUUUAUGAAGAGGAUUAGGCGCUGGUGUCGUAUAUAAUGUUGGCACAGGAAAUUGCACCGACGGAGAUUGGCAAACACGCAAACAUCAUCAGAGCUGCACAGGAAGACCUGGCCAACAUGGACGUGCUUGUGUGUGGACGCUGUCUGAGAGCCUACAACUUUGUUGAGGAGUUUCAGGCGCACAAGGAGGACGCUUGCGAAAAGGAGAACGCCAACAUGAAGGAGUCAAUAGAUACUAAGCCGACUAUCUGGGCAUUCACACUAUGGAAGGCCACGCAACAACACUUACGGAAGGAUGUCAAUUCAGGAAACUCCUGGGCCCUGUAUCAGCACUGGGUGAAGCUGGAGGAGAGCGUUCGGGAGCCUUGGAUCGUGGCCGGAAAGACAAUUCAGUCCUUUGGCAAAAUUGCUCACGGACAGCUCCAGGAUAUGCCAGUGCGCAUUACCAAGACUGUCGUCAAUCCCAACAACAACAACACAUCCAAUAGCAACAAAAACACGAGCGUCUCCCCCGUCAAAAAGUCCCCGUCCGGUAAGCUGCCCACGUUGGCUAAUCAGCUGAAGGACACGGAAAACGAACGACCUAAGUCGAAGCCGGGAACACCAACACCUACGCUUUCAUCAGCGUCUUCCGGCGGCGCAGUCAAGCCUAAUAACCGGAUAGCCAUUCGAAUUGAUUCCAAGACUGAGCAGCGCACUGAAGAGCCUGUGGAGAAGAUAGUUGCUAAGCGGUUUAAUCCCCGUCGGAAGACCCACGAGUAUUUGGUGAAGUGGGUGGAUCGCUCGCAUCAUGAAAACACUUGGGAGGUUAUGGCCAAUCUUGAGCGAGUUCCUUACUUUCUGCAGAUGUUCGAAAAGCAAUUGGCGCGCCAGAAACUUACCAGAGAGAAAGGUCUGGAUGCUUUGAAACGCUUGCAAACGCCUGGUACAUCCUCAAAACCGGAUGCUCCUGCGCCGCUGAGCCCAGCCCCAGCUCCAACCCAGAUAUCGCCAACUUCACGUCCCUCGCGCACUUCUAAAACAAAAGCCAUGGACUCGUUCAAGCAGUGGGUCAGUGAAACUGGUGGUGGGGAUGGUUCCACUUCUCCAUCGUCGGCUAACGAUGAUGAAUCUGCAACUGAACAGGAAUGGCCACCGGCAACUGGGCCCAGCGGAGGAAAGCGUAAACUAGACCACACAGACUCCAGCUUGGAGGGAAGUGGGCUGAACGACUCGAUGGAGCUUGAGGACCUCGAGGAGGAUUUGCCCUCGCACACCGUGAAGCGUUUAAAAAACGGAGGAAGCUCCGUGCAGUUGAACAAGCCAAGAGUUCAGCCCACGGAAAAGCAGCAAACUAAAAUCAAUGGCAACUCAACCGUCGUCAACACGUCCGUCACUGAGCAAAAGAUGGGUGAGAUUAUCUACACAGAGGACAGCACCAGCUCUGGAAUGUUUCGGAAGCCCGAGAUGCCAAAUACCCUGCAACUGAAAAAAGAAAAAGCCGAGUGUCCGGUACGUUAUCUUUCGCGCUCUGAGAUGGCCAGCAACACGAGAGGAGUUUUUAGGGUGGAUAAUGCGGAGCCGCCGCUCGCUCCUACCUCGCCUGCAGCACCAACGUUGCCUCAAAAGAUUAGCUCCCUGCCUGUGAGCGGUGGUAUUUCCAAGCGCCUACCCGUUGCUCGUGCAACAAAUUCUCCCAUUACAGUGGCUCAGCGUCAGCAGGUGCUGCGAACCCCUGGCCAGGGUCCCACGGGAACAGCUAUCCAGCGCCGGACUGUCGUGGGCGGCACCGCACAGGUGCGGCAAAACCAACAGCUGACACCGGCCCGUGCUCAUCCUGGUGGCCGGAUUCUAGCGCGCGCUGGAACGCCUCAGCAACGACAACCGACUGCAACUCAGCAGGGUGGCAAAGCAGUGACUCCCGAACAAAAGAUCCUUCAGCUUUCCAAGUCAGGUGAUCUGAAAGUCACCCGAAAGGUGGUCACUCGGGAGGAGAUGAUAGCGCAGCGUGCUUCCCAGGCCCGACAGCAGCGGCAAGUGCAGGCCCAGCAGCAGCAGGUGCAAAUACAGAAAGCCCCCGCAGGUCGUCAGAGAAUAGCUCCCAAAGCGAACAUCCAGCCGACACCACCUCAGAUGGAGAUAGAGGAGGAAGUGCAUCAGCACCAGGCUCAACUGUGCCCGAUUACCGGAAAGCUAAUUGGCCAAGAAGAGACGCAGCUACAAAUGGAGCAAGAACAGCAGCAAGAGCAACAACGUGAGCAGUUAGAGGCCGCGGCUCAGGCGCUAUUGGGAGACCAAUCAGUUCUUACUAAUGAAGAUGGAUCGGCUUUGUUGGUGCGGGGCGAGGAUGGUACCGUAUACCAAGUGGCCGGCAAAAAUGCCGAGGGCCAGACCAUACUGGUGACCCAAGGUCCGGAUGGCGAGCAACAGUUUGCUUAUGUCGCGGCCGCUGAGGGCGAUGACCAAGACGUUCUCUCUUUAGAUCAUGCGGUGGCCGAGGCCGUGCAGUCCGGCGAACAGGUUGAAGCGCACGGUGCGGCAGGAGCUGCAGCAGACGAGCAGAUUCUUGUGUCUAUGACAGAGGAGGAGCUGGCGCAGCACCAGGCCGCAGCGCUCCAGCAUGCAGAGGCAUCUGCAACCGGCACAGGAACCCCGGCUACGGCCCAAAUUCAUAUAACAACCUCCGACAGCGAUGGCACGGAAGCCCAGAUACCGGCCGAAGUAGUCCAGGCGGACCUUCCUUCUCCCGGGGGCACCCGACGCGUCGUUUUGCUGCUUCAGGACGGAACUUUUAUGAUGACUGAGAUGCACGAGGAACAGUUCAAGACGCUCAACAUCCCGACGUAAAGAUAUGUUAAUAUAUAAAUACCAUUUAGGCGAUUAUUUAAGUGGAUGAUAUUGAAGACACUUUGCUGCUGUUGGGUCAAUAGUCCCACCUUCAGUUUAGCUUAGCCUAAGUCACAUACUCUAGACCGCAAUCCGGAUCGUUCUGGAAGUUGAGUAUAUUGGAGAUUAGAGUGCGGCCCUUCUAGCCAAACGAGUAUUUGUCGGGCUAAAUAAAGGAUGGAAGUUAAUAAAACCAUAAACGCACGUCAAUCAUGGGGAAAGCAUAUGCACGGUUUUCCUGCUUUCAAAUCGGCUGCAUAUUCGCAUGAACAAAUACAAUAGCAACACAUUUCACACUAAUUAUAAGGAAAUAUAAUAAAUAAAAGUAAAUACGUCAAAUA
This is a messenger RNA of Drosophila kikkawai, 3373 nucleotides long. It is a transcript of the gene Chro, whose product is annotated as chromodomain-containing protein chromator. Lineage: Eukaryota; Metazoa; Arthropoda; Insecta; Diptera; Drosophilidae. The record is from RefSeq and is a predicted model, not a curated record.